Molecule: messenger RNA, 1146 nt
Organism: Cheilinus undulatus (humphead wrasse)
Lineage: Eukaryota; Metazoa; Chordata; Actinopteri; Labriformes; Labridae
Product: gastrin-releasing peptide receptor-like
Exons: 3
Coding region: 1-1146 (381 amino acids)
Biological process (GO): G protein-coupled receptor signaling pathway
Cellular component (GO): membrane
Molecular function (GO): G protein-coupled peptide receptor activity
Source: RefSeq, a predicted model, not a curated record
AUGACGCACGCGACAGUAGGAGGGCAUGCCGUUCAUAAAGUGAAGCUCCAGGAGACCCUCAGUUUAGACCUCAGCUCAGACCUCCCCCUGAAGGCUGCCAUGUCUCUGGAGGUCAGCACCAACGUUUCCACAGUAUUUUUAGACUCCACAGGAGACAAAAACCAGUACCACAUCUGGCUCCCCGGGAUCGGGAUCGCAGCAGUCUACGGCACCAUCAUCAUCGUGGGUCUGGUGGGAAACGUCACUCUGAUGAAGACGUGUCUGACGGUCAAGUCCAUGCGGACUGUGCCGAACUUGUUUCUGUCCAGUCUGGCUCUGGGGGACGUCCUGCUGCUGGUGACCUGCGCCCCGGUGGACGCCAGCAGAUACCUGGUGGACGAGUGGCUCUUCGGUCGCGUGGGAUGUAAACUGAUCCCGUUCAUCCAGCUCACCUCGGUGGGAGUGUCCGUGUUCACCCUGACCGCUCUCUCUGCUGACAGGUAUAAAGCCAUAGUGAAACCACUAGACAACCAUAGAUCUAACACUAAGCUCAGGGUCUGUUUUCGAGCCGGAGCUAUCUGGCUUCUGUCAGUGACUCUGGCCGUUCCCGAGGCCGUCUACUCUGACCUGCACACCUUCACCACCAGCACCACCAAUGAGACGUUCAUUACCUGUGCACCCUACCCACACGCGGGGGAGCUGCAUCCCAGAAUCCACUCCACCGCCUCCUUCCUCAUCUUCUACAUCAUCCCACUCUUCAUCAUAUCUGUGUACUACUGCUUCAUCGCUCUCAGCUUGGUCAGGAGCUCUGUGGAGAUACCUGCUGAUGGAAAUCUGCACUUUCAGAGACAGAUCAAGUCCAGACAGCGAGUGGCCAAAACCGUGCUGGUGUUUGUCGGCCUGUUUGCCGUCUGCUGGCUGCCCAGUCACGUGAUCUACCUCUACCGCUCCUACCACUACAAUCAGGUAGACACCUCCCUGGGCCACUUCAUCGCCAGUGUGUUUGCUCGCAUUCUGGCUUUUACCAACUCCUGCGUGAACCCGUUCGCCCUCUACGUGAUGAGCAAAAGCUUCAGCAAACACUUCAACAGGCAGCUGCUGUGCUGCUCUACUCCCAGGAGUCUGAAGAGUCAGAGCAGCAGGAAUACAAAUAUAAGCACCGUCUGA